Daucus carota subsp. sativus is the source of this 1267-nucleotide messenger RNA. RefSeq lists its product as uncharacterized. The record is from RefSeq and is a predicted model, not a curated record. The transcript has 3 exons. Lineage: Eukaryota; Viridiplantae; Streptophyta; Magnoliopsida; Apiales; Apiaceae. Gene Ontology annotation, cellular component: cytosol. Gene Ontology annotation, molecular function: protein-folding chaperone binding. Bases 41 to 1153 code for a protein of 370 amino acids.
UCCCCUUCCCCUUCCCCAUCCUUCCCUCCCUCUUUAUCUCAUGGACGACGAAGAUAUCCCGAGCUCCCCGAAUUCUGUUCACUACGAGACCCUUGGGAUUCCCAAAGACGCGUCGCUUAACGACAUCUGCAGAGCAUAUAAAUCCCUUGUUAUGAAAUGGCACCCUGACAAGCAUUCGUUAGACAAGCUUGAAGCUCAUGACCAUUUCUUUAAGAUCACCGAGGCCUACCGGGUUCUUAGUAACAAAAAGCGAGAAGAAAGUGCAGUACCUAUAAUAAAUUUUAACGAGCUUAAAACACCAGAAACUUCAAAGACGACAGCAAAAUCACGAAAAGGUGCACUUAAAAAUGAGCGUGAGGACUUCAUCAGCAGCCCGAUGCCAAGUCCUGGAAAAGGCAUGAGAAACUCUGCAACAUCGAUGGAAGAUAUCUUUUCCUCUCUGUCGAGAGGCCCGAAUGGUAUCAACAUUUGCACACCAUCAAGUGUAACUAAUCCUGGCACUCCUGGCCCGGGAGGUGGAGAUCACCCUAGUUUAUCAAGAACAGGCACAAGAAGUAAUAGCACCCCUAUCAUUUAUUCGCACUCUACAGUUCGGAGGAAGCCUCAGCCUAUUGAGAGGAAACUCAAGUGCACACUGGAAGAAUUGUUGCGCGGAUGUGAAAAGAAAAUCAAGAUUACUAGAGAUGUCAUCUCGGGAUCAGGGCUAAUUAUGCAACAAGAGGAGAUACUGAAGAUUAAAGUAAAACCAGGAUGGAAAAAAGGAACAAAAAUUACGUUUGAAGGGAAGGGCGACGAGAGACCAGGCACUCUGCCAGCUGAUAUAAUUUUCAUCAUCGACGAAAAAAGUCAUCCUGUAUUUACACGAGACGGCGAUGACUUGGAGCUCGGAGUUGAGGUACCUUUGGUUGAAGCUCUUACAGGCUGCACCAUCAGUGUCCCAAUCUUAGGAGGUGAAAACAUGACCUUGUCUUUCGACGAAAUCUUGUACCCUGGUUAUGAAAAAAUCAUUCCAGGAAAAGGCAUGCCUAAACCCAAGACAGAAGCGACGAGAGGUGAUCUUCGGCUCAAAUUUCUUGUCGAGUUUCCAACAGAUUUGAGCGACCAACAACGGUCUCAAGUUCUACGUGUUCUUGAUGAAUGUAACUACAGCUAGUCAUCAGCAAGCUAUGAAAUUUCUCAUUCAUCAAUCAAGAUGCGUGCUUAAAAUUAACUAUUUCAAAAACGUUCAUCUAAAAUGAUCAUCAUACAAAAAUCAUCUAAAAACGAA